UCUGACCCAGUCAGCACCAUCGCCCUCUUCUACUUCGACGUCGGCACCUGUGCAGCCACCCCCUCCCCCCUGUGUGUCCCCACCGCCACCCCCCACUUCCUUCCACAGGUCAUUCGGCUUGUCACACACACACCACCUGUACAACAGCGCACACAUGCCUAGCCGGGUGUCCCCUGGCGGUCUACCUCUGUCCGGACCGCCCCCCAUGUAUCACAGCAACCCUGCUGUUGUCGGCACCUCUCCCACCCCCACUCAGACUGGUGCCGGCAUCGGCCUGUCCACCACCGUCACCUGUGCCGUGGCAACGGCUGUCAUUGCCACGACCACCACCACCACCACCACGGCAACAGCAGGACUCCGCAGGGUGGAUCGCGUCGCCCCUCCAGCCAAGAGCGGCGAAUCCCAGGAGACCGUGGUGGAUUCUGGGAUAGAGGAGCUAGACAGUCGCAGCAGCAGUGACCACCACCUGGACAGCAUCCUGGGGCUGGGCAGUGUGAGGGGUGAGCGUGACCGGGCAGACCGCCCCGACAGGGGGGCGGACCUUUUGGACUCCUACAUGACCUACCUAGAUGGACAGACAUACGAGAUACACAACAGCAAAACAGCUGCCACCUCCACAUACCCCAAAUCACAACGCUACAGGGAGGGGGGCCGGCCAGGCGUGGAGAUCCGCAGGCAGUCCACCAGCACGCCGUCUGCACUCCAGGGUUCCCUCCACUCUCAGAGACAGCGGGAGGAAGAGGAGGAGCAGGAGAGCAGGGAACGGGCUGAUGAAAGUGAAAUCGCUCAUGACGGCUUCAGCGUCAGGGCCACUCAGAGCCUGAGCCGCCCAGGAACACUCUAUCUGGAGCGGGUGCGCACCCCAGAGGUGAAGCCCCACUGGGCAGAGGGCCCCAUUGGCCCCAGUCAACCAGCAGAAGGCGCUACUCAGGUAGGGAGCCCAUACCUGGAGGGCAGGAAGAUACACCCGCCCCUGCCCGGCAUGAAGGCCAGCAUUAUCAACGAGCUGAACAGCAAGCUGCAGCAGAUGGGCUCUAAGGGCUCUGAAACAUGGGGGAGCCACCACUCUUUGAGCCGGCACAGGUUCUCAGAAGACUCCACUGGUGCCCUGAGCCCCCCCAUCCCACGCUCUCCCUCUCCAUCCCCAGUACCGCCCAACCAGCCAGCCCCAUCCUCCGCUCCAUCCUCUCAGCCCCCACUGUACCCUGGCUGGACCCAUUCCCAAUUGCCCCAGUCCCCCUCUGUGACUGCUCCCCCAGCCCACUCCCCAUAUCCCACCUCACCACAGCGCAGACCUGUAUACCACAGCAAAGCCCUGGAAUUCCAGUUCCUUCCUAACCGGGAAUCUCGGCGGCAGGAGGCCCAGAGUCAGCGGCGCCGGGCCCCAAGCCCCCUGAUCUCCCCCCCAGACCGGCCUAAGCUCGGUCCCCCCCGGCCCUCAUCCCUGCCAAUACUGUCCACUGCACCCCUGUAUGGCAGCCUGUAUGACUUACGCGGUUCCGUCUCCCCACCAUCCCCAGCCAACCCCCUGGGGGACCCCUACUUCUCCCCCUCCCCUCCCCUGUUUGCCACCAGUGGUGCCCCCCCACCUCCCAACUCCUCGCUGGUUGUGUCCCGUUCCCUCUCCCCCACUCACUUUCUCUCUGGGAGUUCUUCUCCACCCCUGCACCCCUUGCCACCCCCAACAUGCCUCAGCUACCCGCACCUGCCCCCCCCACCACCAUCCAAGCCAUUCACCUCGAAGCCCCUCCCCUAUUGGACCAAGUAUGAUGUGGCUGAUUGGCUAGCUUACCUGAACCUGGGGGAGCACAGGGAGCGUUUCCUGGACAACGAGAUUGAUGGCACGCACCUGCCCUCCCUGACCAAGGAAGACUACCUGGACUUGGGCGUGACCCGUGUUGGCCACCGUAUGAAUAUCGAGCGGGCUCUCCGGAGGCUCAUGGACAGGAACUGACCUGUACCCGAGCCGUGCCGCAAAAAGAGACUAGUUACAGCACGGUUCCAGCUUGCUUUGGUUUUCGACUGCAGAAGGAUCAACUUUAAGGCAUUACCGAGUUUGGUGAGCGACAGUGACGUAAAACUGAAGAGUCGCUUAUUUGCUGUUCACACAAUGUGCUUCAUGAUUUACUAUGUGCAAUUAUUAUUUUUUUAUUGUGUGCUAAUUUCCACUAGCACAUCUGUGUGAAUUGCCAUAUUAUGCAAGUAUCAAACACCAGCAUAAUUAGCAUUUUCUCGCGUAAAUUUGCAUUACAACUCCAUGCCCUUCAGCUGUUCUAUGGUACUUUUUGGGGGUUGGAAAUUUUCAAGUACAGGAAUGCACUACUAAUAACGAAUAAUAUAUAGAAUGUACGCUUUUUCCUUCCGAAGAUGCAUGCGCAUAGUUGCUAGUAAGCAGGGCAAUGUCAGCAUAGGCAAGGCUUCAAUGCAUUGCUGUCACGUAUCGCAGGCACGGAGCGAGGAAACAGGAGCAGGAGUCUAGAGAAUCGGGGGACAGAGUCCUGCACGGGUCCACUUUUGGAGACCUGCACCCACCCGCACCCGCACAGUACAGCACCACACCCGCCCGUGCUCCCGUAAUUAUUUCAAAGUUAAAUCCGCACCUGCCCGAGCCCGUUAACAUUCCGCCCAUUACCCGCCUGUACCUGUGAUAAAUUACAAACAAUUAUUUUUUGUAUGCACCUCUCAACGUAACAAGCGCUAGGCCUACAUGAAUUUUGAAUUGAAACGAAAAAGUCUGUUUAACACAAAAUCAAACG
Messenger RNA from Paramormyrops kingsleyae, 2756 nucleotides. Lineage: Eukaryota; Metazoa; Chordata; Actinopteri; Osteoglossiformes; Mormyridae. The record is from RefSeq and is a predicted model, not a curated record.